CUGAAACUCGCGUUUAAAUAAAUUUAGCGCUCUGUUACAGCUGCUCGUAGCAUAUGCCGGAACAAAACAAACUAGUAAACACAUCAGUAUAUAAACAACUAAAUCAUAAUAAAAUUAAUAUGAACAGCGAUUAUUAUUCUACAAUUUACGCUUGGUUUGAAAGAUGUGGAAUUAUAUCAGAUGUCCGGACGCAUUUACGUCAUAAUUUAGUGAACGCUUUAAAAAGUACAGAUAUGACAUUAAACAAAGACAACAGUGGGCCGAAAUCAGCAAAGCAGUAUAUUUAUGACUUAUUAAUAGCCGAGUACCUGUGGAACCACAAUUACGCGUACACUUUGUCUGUGUUUGCAAGUGAAGCACCUUUACUGGUUAAUUUCCGCAAGCAUGUAAAGCCCGACUCAGAGGAUGAUAAACAGAAACUCCAAAAUGAUUAUGUUACUCAUGCUCUGGAAACGCUGGGCAUCAGGCCCGAUGAGCCUGAUGGUCAGUCUAUUAUCGCCGAUUAUGACAAUAAUGACAUGCCAUUAUUGCUGACAAUAUUGAAGUUUAUUUAUAAAGGUAAAUUUAGAUGUACUGAAAGUGCUAGAACUGAAUUUAAGAGCUGUCAGACACAAACUGAUUUUAAAGUAUCGGAAGAUAUUCUGCGGGAAAAGCGAAAAAUUAUUAACGCUAGAAAGAAGUUGGUGGAACAAAAUGAAUUUUAUAAUUCUAAGUUGAAAGAGUAUGAAGAAAAAAUUAAUAAACGAGCUGAUAUUGUUGGGGAGCAAAUGAUUUUGUUGGACAAUAAAUUAGUUACAGCUCAGAAUAUGCUACAAGAAAUAAAUGAAAAAGAGUCAAAAUUAAGAAAAGAAAAAGAAGAAAACGAUAGAUAUAUUUUUAUUAAAAAUCAAGAAUUAAUUUCAAGAGAAAAUUUACUUGCUCAUGAAGCCAAAAGGCUUCAAAAUGAACAAGAUAGUUACAAAAUAUUCGAAAGAAAUUUAAAGAAGCUUCAAGAAGAACUCGCUAAAGUACAAAAAGAACAAUUAAGUAAAAACGAAGAAAGAGUAAUACAAAUAUGUACACGUGAAGUAAGUACACAGACAGAAGUAAUUGAUUCUGAAAAAAUUAUAAUUAACAAUUGCGAUGACGAGAAAAGACAGCUUCAGAGUCUCGUUCAAGAACAGCAAUUGCGAAUAGAAGAGCUUACACUUCGAGCAAUACGUUUGUCACGACAGCUUGAAGAAGCGCAGCUUUUAAAACCUGUGAUUGAAGUAACGCGACCAGUCUUUUCAAAGACACUAACAACAGUCCUCAGUGAAAGCAGUUCUACCGACGAUAUUAUCCAGGAUGCUAAACAACGUCUUAAGAGACUGGAAGAGGAGAGCUUGAAGGCUGAUCAGUCAUAUUUUAAUUGUAUUACCGGCUUGCCUUUAUAAUAGACAAUUAAUUAACUAGUUAUUAUUAUUAUUAUUAUUAUUAUUAUUAAUAAUAUUUAUUU
This is a messenger RNA of Cotesia glomerata, 1477 nucleotides long. Its product is annotated as cingulin-like protein 1. The record is from RefSeq and is a predicted model, not a curated record. The transcript is spliced from 4 exons. Gene Ontology annotation, molecular function: protein binding. Lineage: Eukaryota; Metazoa; Arthropoda; Insecta; Hymenoptera; Braconidae. The coding region runs from base 54 to 1415 and encodes 453 amino acids.